Penicillium subrubescens is the source of this 243-nucleotide messenger RNA. RefSeq lists its product as uncharacterized. The coding region runs from base 1 to 243 and encodes 80 amino acids. Lineage: Eukaryota; Fungi; Ascomycota; Eurotiomycetes; Eurotiales; Aspergillaceae. The transcript has a single exon. The record is from RefSeq and is a predicted model, not a curated record.
AUGGAUGAUAUCGCGAGGACUGCCCAAUCAGUCCUGGAUCAUAUCGAGAGCAACAACCACGAAGUCGAUGGAUUCGAGCGCGGAUUCAUCAAGAAUGUGAAGAGAUUCGCACAGAAAGCUCAAAAGGGCGACGCUGAGGGCAUGAGCAAGGUGCUCACGGCCCUUGACACGAUUCACAAGCGACUCGAUGAUCUCGAAAAGUCUGUCUCGACAUCAACGACCACGCAACGUAUCAAUCCAUGA